CCACGGUGUUGUGAGUAUUACGGACUCGGCAAAAUCACGGAUUGCAGACUUACAGUCACUCUUUUUCUUCAAGGGUCUUCAUACUGCUUUAUUUGUGUCUCUCCACUCAGCGGAGCGGCUGAAAAUACCUGAUCAGAUUGCUCACCUGUUCGCACACGCGGUCCCUCAAGGUUCGUCUGGUUAAAGUCGGGCUGCACGUUUUUUAGGCCGAAAUCACCUGCCGCAGUUCCCAAAAGAGGCUCAUCCGUUCCUCCGGCGCGAUUCACCUCAGCACGGCCAGUCUCAAUAACCCCAGCCCACGUCUCCUCCUGCGUUCCUGCUUGUCAUUCCCCUCCGUUUCUUUACAGCACCAAAACCGCUCGGGAAUGCCAUGGAUUCCGACACAGCCAAGGUCACCGCGGCUGAAUCCCAGGGACACACUGUCGUGAAGCCAAAUGUGUCUCCCCAGAAGCCCUCAUCAGAGGCUGUGAGGGUUCACACACCCAAGGAGAAGGGUCUGACAUUUGCCAAUCAAGACUCACUUCCCAAACUCCCUAUCCCUGAUCUUGAGGACACCUGCAGAAAGCAUCUCGAAGCUCUCUCAGCCUUGCAGACCAUUCGAGAACACGAGGAAACCAAGGCAGCGGUGAAGGACUUUUUAAGGACCGAUGGACCUAUCCUUCAAGAGAAGUUGAAGACAUACGCCUCCUCCAAAACGAGUUACAUCGAGCAAUUCUGGUAUGAUUCUUACCUGAACUUUGACAACCCUGUUGUUCUCAACCUGAACCCAUUCUUCCUGUUGGAGGAUGAUCCUACUCCUGCUCGUAACCAUCAGGUGACUCGCGCGGCCUCCUUGGUCGUGUCGGCGCUAUCUUUCGUUCGUGCUGUCCGAAGAGAGGAGCUUCCACCGGAUACCGUUCGUGGCACUCCUCUGUGCAUGUAUCAGUACUCUCGCAUGUUUGGAACUGCCCGUCUCCCAACCGACAAUGGCUGUGUUAUCAGUCAAGAUCCUUCAGCCAGGCAUAUGGUGGUGAUGUGCCGUGGACAGUUCUAUUGGUUUGAUGUCCUGGACGACAACAGCGAUCAGAUUAUGACGGAGAAAGACAUUUCACUCAACUUACACGUCAUCAUCGAAGAUGCGGCCCAGACUCCAAUUCAAGAAGCCGCCAAAGGCGCACUGGGUGUCCUGAGCACUGAGAACCGUAAGGUAUGGUCAGGCUUGCGAGAUAUCAUGACCAAGGAUGCCACCUCGAAUAAUGCCGAGUGUUUGAAUAUUGUCGAUACUGCCCUAUUCGUACUAUGUCUUGAUGAUACCGAACCCUCGAGCACCGCUGAGCUCUGUGCCAAUAUGCUCUGCGGCACAAGCGAAGUAAUCAAGGGCGUACAGGUCGGCACAUGCACCAACCGGUGGUAUGACAAACUUCAAAUCAUCGUUUGCAAGAAUGGCAGUGCUGGUAUCAAUUUUGAGCACACGGGCGUGGAUGGUCAUACCGUACUACGAUUUGCCAGCGAUAUUUACACCGACACUAUUCUCCGAUUCGCCAAGACGAUCAACGGCCAGGCCCCAAGCCUGUGGGCUACGACGAGUCCCGACCCUGCCAAACGUGACCCCUGCAGCUUUGGAAAUGUCAGCACCACGCCUCGCAGACUGGAAUGGGACAUGACUCCAGAACUCAAUAUUGCUUUACGAUUUGCGGAAUCUCACCUGUCGGACCUGUUGUACCAGCACGAAUUCCAGGUCCUCGACUUUGAGGGCUACGGCAAGAACUUCAUCACUUCCAUGGGAUUCUCGCCCGAUGCAUUCGUGCAGAUGGCUUUCCAGGCGGCGUACUACGGUCUCUACGGUCGCGUCGAGAACACCUAUGAGCCAGCGAUGACGAAAAUGUAUUUGCAUGGUCGCACCGAAGCCGUGCGCACAGUGACACCCGAAGCCGUUGAAUUUGUCAAGACAUUCUGGGGCGAGAACCCGGCAGAGCACAAGAUUGACGCUCUGCGUACUGCAACCCAAAAACAUACUGCCAUGACGAAGGAAUGCUCCAAGGGCCAGGGCCAAGACCGCCACCUCUACGCUCUGUAUUGCCUGUGGCAACGGUCAUUCGACGAGGGUCUGUUCCAGGACAGCAGCUCUGCGGGUGGUUAUUCGAGCCCUAGUGAAGGAAUGCUCUCCGAGACAUCGGAUGAUUGCUUCUCCUCAUCACCAGGCACCGGUAGUAUCCGCGGGCUACGUUCUCCUACUCCUCCCACGCCCGCCAUCUUCAGUGAUCCUGGCUGGGACAAGAUCAACACCACCGUCCUGUCAACCUCAAAUUGUGGCAACCCUUGCCUACGACACUUUGGGUUCGGCCCGACAUCUGCUGAUGGCUUCGGGAUUGGAUACAUUAUCAAAGACGAUUCCAUCUCAUUCUGCGCCUCUUCUAAGCACCGCCAAACGGCACGGUUAAUGCACACUCUCGAAUCAUACCUUUUCGAAAUUAGGAAAUUGCUGCGCGCGACCAAUCGCAAGGCUGCCAGCCCACGGACCAGCCGUGCUCGGGAAACCGAAAUGCUGGCAGAGCGUGUGCAGGCUGAUAACAAUCGACGCGGUCGGGUCGUUCGUGGGGAUAACCGUGGAGCGGAUACACCGACUACGACGACGGAUAGUGGGGAGAUGGAGGAUGACGGAAUGGGCGGAUACGGAUUCUUCGAUGCUGGCAUGCUUUUGCAUGCACUGAAGGGUGUCAGCGCAGAGCGCGAGCGCGGUGACAAGCCCGCGAAGCGGAAAUUUGUUGGAAAGAAGCUUCAUCUUAAUGAAUAUUGAUGAAGAGAUGAAAUCUUGAGACUUGUACUUAUUCGCAUUUUCUACGACCUAUCAUAUAUCAUCCAUAUGGAAAGGAGAACUUGCCUUUGUUUACUUUUUCUAUUGGACCUUGGGCUAUAGAUAGUAGCAUUUUCCACGACCUAGACUACACCUGAUGGGCCACGUGAGAAGCAAAAUGAAU
This is a messenger RNA of Penicillium brasilianum, 2957 nucleotides long. The record is from the annotation of a GenBank genome assembly. Lineage: Eukaryota; Fungi; Ascomycota; Eurotiomycetes; Eurotiales; Aspergillaceae.